AUGACCUCGUCGUUCUGGUUCGACGAGGAGGUGACGCCGGACCUGUCCAUGCGCAUGCGGCUCAAAACGCUCACCUUCGACGAGCAGAGCGACUUCCAGCGCGUGCAGGUCAUCGAGACGGCGGAGUUCGGCACGACGCUGGUGCUCGACGGCAAGACGCAGUCGGCCAAGGUCGACGAGUACGUCUACCACGAGUGCCUCGUGCACCCGGCCAUGCUGCUGCACGGCAACCCGAAGCGCGUCUACAUCGGCGGCGGCGGCGAGCUCGCGACGGCGCGCGAGUGCCUCAAGCACACGAGCGUCGCGGAGGUCGUCAUGGUGGACCUCGACGGCAUGGUCGUCGACGUCUGCAAGAAGGAGCUGCCGAGCUGGAACGCGGGGAGCACCGAGGACCCGCGGCUCGACCUCCGCAUCGGCGACGCGCGGAGCUACCUCCUGGAAGAAUCGUCGGGCACCUUCGACGUCGUCGUCCUCGACAUCUCGGACCCCAUCGAGGCCGGCCCGGCGGUGCACCUCUACACGCAGGAGUUCUACGAGCUCGUCGCGAAGAAGCUCAACCCCGGCGGCGUUCUUGUGACGCAGUCGGGCCCCGCGGGCCUCAUCAACCACACGGAGUGCUUCGGCGCCAUCCACCAGACGCUGAAGAUGGCCUUCCCCUGCGUCGUGCCCUACUCCGUGACCAUCCCGUCCUUCGGCUCCGACUGGGGCUUCAACGUCGCGACGACGCUCGCGACGGACGCGAAGGCCGUCCGCGAGCGCAAGGUCGAGGACCUCGACGCGGCCAUCGCGGCCAAGGUCUCCGGCGACCUCCAGCACUACGACGGCCAGAGCCACCUCUGCAUGUUCAACCUCAUCAAGACCGUCCGCGACGGCAUCGCCGCGGAAACGCGCGUCAUCACCGAGGCGAACCCCGUCUUCAUGUACUGA
Molecule: messenger RNA, 927 nt
Organism: Aureococcus anophagefferens
Lineage: Eukaryota; Pelagophyceae; Pelagomonadales; Pelagomonadaceae
Gene: SPS1
Exons: 1
Coding region: 1-927 (308 amino acids)
Biological process (GO): polyamine biosynthetic process
Molecular function (GO): thermospermine synthase activity
Source: RefSeq, a predicted model, not a curated record